This is a messenger RNA of Stegastes partitus (bicolor damselfish), 2927 nucleotides long. It is a transcript of the gene pebp4, whose product is annotated as phosphatidylethanolamine binding protein 4. NCBI's taxonomy places the organism in Eukaryota, Metazoa, Chordata, Actinopteri, Pomacentridae. The coding region runs from base 80 to 658 and encodes 192 amino acids. The transcript has 7 exons. The record is from RefSeq and is a predicted model, not a curated record.
AGGUGCGGCAGCAGCAACGGCACUCGAAGAAGCAGAAGAAGAAACCUGCUGCAAAACACAAGUGGACAACUUCUGAAACAUGGCUGGACUGGCACCUUUCUUGGUCUUUUCUGCCUUCAUUUUGGGUGCAACACAACAGACCCUGAACACUCUGGAUACUUCUUUCUGUCAUGGUGGACUAGAAGUGAUCUAUCCAGAACUGGACAUCGACAAAUGUCUCAUAAUUCCAAAAGACCAGAAAUUCAGAGAGAAAGUCAGCACAAUUUGGAAAGCCCCACAGAUUUACUUCUCCAGAGCAAAGCAGAAAAAAAUGUACGUCCUGGCGAUGGUUGAUCCGGAUGCUCCGAGACGCACCCAACCAACAUCUGCUUACUGGAGACACUGGUUGGUCGUGAACAUACAGGGCGAAGCGCUCAAGAAAGGACAGAUACAAGGGACAACCCUCACUGAUUACUACCCACCGACCCCGCCGCAGAAGUCUGGCUUGCACCGCUACCAGUUCAUGUUGUUUGAGCAGCCUGCAGACGCACCAGUGUCACUCACCGAGCAGGAGAAGUCGUCCCGCGGUAAAUGGGAUUUUCAGGCCUUCGUCGAAAGAUUUGAUCUGGGGGAGCCUGUGGCCACUGUGCAGUUUCUCACCCAAAACUACAAAGACUGAAAGAUGCUCAAAUGCUUGAAAUAGAAGAAGAAGAAGAAUGUGUUAGCACAAUAACAUAGAAUAAGAUGUUUCCUCACUUUCCCUGUUUCCCCUGCUUUCUCUGAAUUGAGCAGCAUGAGUUCUUCAAAGCUUGCACACGUCAGCCACUUUUGCCCCUAUCUUAUCGUCGAGUUGGAAAGAGACUUCCUCUUUGUGUUUCACCAGCUGCUUGGUUUUUGAUGUUGCCCCGUAUCUCUCGGUCACGUGGUCUGGAGGGAAGGAUUCCUGUGAUAGAUUCUGACUUUGCUGGGGAUUUCUUAUUAGUUUCCGAACACCGUCGACAAGAGAAGGAAGAUGGCCCGAUAUCACAACCCAGUGUGGAAAGAGUUGAUUCUAAUUCAGGGGCGGAAACACGUCAGGGCCAAAAAAAGGAAGUGGGAGGUGAAACCGAGACCGCAACACUGCCGGAUGCCGCAGUGGAACUUGAACCAAAAUACUCUACAGAGUGACAGGACAGGGGGAGGGGCUGCAGGGCCUGUCAUGUACUGAGGAAGGGAACUUGCUGUUUGUGUAAUUGUUUAUCAUAUUUCCAUUGACCACUCUUACCACAACUGGAAACAAUGAGUUACUUUCAGGUCCUUGAUUGAUUUUUCGGAAGUAAAGAAAGAAAAAAAAAAAAAGAACUACUACAUCUGAAUGUGUCCUUGAGUGUAACUUUGGGGCGAUGAACCCAUUUUGAACUUGCAGAAGCGCCUCACCUGGCAGGUCUGUAGAGGAUGGUGCGGAUAAACUUUUCAACCCUUUCACAAUGAGAUACUUUUCCGACUUCACGGGUCUUUGUAGAGGGUGGGUCAGAGUACCCCCCAUGAGGAAUAUCGGUUUCUAACCAGCAACUCUCCUCUGGGAGUGGUUUGUAUCAAUACCCCAGAUGUCUGAAAAAGGCUGGAUUUACAUGAAUGACUUUGAUGUUCUGAUGAUCAAUCUUUAGUUGGUGGUUUCAUUGACCCUAAUUUGGUGUUUCAUCAGUGGGCAAGGCAGGAGUAGGUAAUGGAGGUUUUUGUUCCUUUGGUGGUUAAGCCAGCCUUGGUAAACCCCUAUGUGCCCUCCCCGUGAACUCUGGGAGAUCAUUGAUCAAAUUGUCCUGCGUUUGCUUUGUUUGCCUCCCCGACUUAGCAGUCAAAGCAGCCGCGUCCACAAACAAAACAACCAAAACAAUGCACAUAAGCACACAGUUAGUCAGAGGAUCCAUUGCUUUUGAACAAAUGUUAAGUAUCCGUCAGUUGAAAUAUUGCUCUUGACCCUGAUUUACCCAUCUUAUUUGACUUAUGAAAUCACAUUUUUAACAAUUGGCAAGUGGAGUAUAAUUCCACACUCAUUGUGGAGCAUGCCAAGUGGGAGAGCAUUCUUCCAAAAAACCACCUACUUGAAUCCAUCAGUACACCAUUGAAAUGCCAAGAUUUGUACUUCCAAAUACACUGUGCAUUUUUUUUUUCUCUUCUUUAUAUCUUGGAGAUAUCCUGCCAAAACAGCUGGAUUUUGCCACUCAGCUUCCUUGAAUGUGUUUAUUUUUACUCCAAAUGUCAGGAGAGUUGAAAUAUUAUGAUUAAGAAAAACUGACAGCUGUAGUUCAACGCCGUGCGGUAGAUUUGCCUUCACUGAAAAUAUAGCUUGUCGCAUCCCCUGAUGCUAUGGGAAAGGCAUUUAUUAUUUUCGUAAUUUAUUCAAACUUACAUUAAUUAAAAGGAAUUUGUAUAAUCAAUUCAAUUGCCUAACCGGCACUAAGUGAUCUAAUAUGCAUGAUGACUCGAGUCCCCAUUGUUCUUUUCUCCUUGCUGCUGAAGAAGAGCAGGAGAUUUAUUUCACUGGAGAAUUUCUGCGGCUCCUCACUUUGCUGUGAGCAGUGGCAAAAAAAAUGAAUUUGAGUGUGACAUCUGUUCAAUGCAUGUCAACAAUAUGGCCUGCUGACCACCGUGCACAUUUAUUUACUGUGCUUUUGACCUCGACAGACUGGUAUUGUCCUGCAGAUCCGACUGCGGAGAUUCAACGUAUCUCAGUCCACCUGGAGAUUUGAGUUCUGCCUCUGAAUAAAAUUCACAUGAAUAUCUACGUUUUUAGGCACUGUUGAAGACAUGUCUACAUUCACUGACAAGGAGUGCAGAAUUUUAAAAUGCACCUUUUGACCUCUAAAGAUUUUUGCUAAUGUAUCUGUGCUGGCUUUGUUUCUUAAAUGCAUGUUUUUAUUCCUCCUAAUAACUGUGGAAAAAAAAAAUAAAAAAUGAAACUACAUACA